AUGAGUGCAAAACUGAAGCAGCUGUUAAAGAGGUCAGCAGUGCUGCUGGAGCCUCAAGAUCGAGAGAGUCUUCCAAUUGUUGGAAAAGAUGCUGAACAGUUAUUGAAACACUUUGCUGCUCAAAGUGAAAAGAUACAGGCUUCAAAAGAACAACAGGCUAAAGCACACUAUUUUCUUGCAAGUAAUGGAAUCAACAUACAAAGCGACAUUAGACCAACAGACAUUAAAUAUGCAUUUGACACUAUACAAAUGGACAGUCAUACAGAUAUUGAGAAAUUCCUUACUGAAGAACAUGAAAGAAUAUUGAUUGAUGUUAUUGAAGAACAAAGGCGUCAGGACGAUGAGGACUUUAAACAGUUUUACAGUACUCAGCUUGACUUAUUUACAAAACACAUGGAAGAAGAACAAAAGGAUGCAGAAGAAAGCAAGAUAGAGAUUAAUGAAUUAUCAAAGAAUAUCAAUAGAGUGAACCAAUAUGCCUUCAUCAUCAAGACCCUUAAUGAUUGUAGAAUUAAUAAUGAUGACUUUAAUUUAGUAGAACAACUGUCAACAGUUCAAAACACAUCCGAUUUGACAAGAUUUCAAGCAAGCGUCAGCCAGGCUUGGGAUAUAUUAAGUUACUUUAUGAAACAAACAGAUAAUGAAGGUCGGCGUGAAGGACGAUUUACUAGAAGCUAUCUUGUUCAACCAUAUCAAAGUUUCCCUGCUGUUGAAACUAGACGCAAGCUCAUUGAUGCAUCAAGAUCAUGGCUAGAAGAACAAUUCCUUCAGACGGUUAACGAACAAUUACAUGCUCAUGCAACAAAGCUAAAGAUUGGAGGAAACCCAUAUAUAACUCACCGUCUUGAGGCAUAUAUCAAUCUCAAUUACAAGACUGUGCUUGGAUGGAGAGAGAGCAGGUUAGAGAUCGUGCAUGGGCUGCCAAUUUGGUUGUUUAUCUAUUUAUUACUCCGUACUGGCCAUACUCAAGUAGCAGCUGAUUAUAUCAAGGAAAACAAAGACAUAUUUCGUUUUGAUAAAAAGUUUGUGGCCUAUUUUCAAGAAUACAUAGAAUCACCUCAGCAUUGUGUAUCCAAAGAAACUCAUGAUGAAAUUUUGGCAGAACACUAUCGUCUUGAAUAUGGUGAGGGAAAGGCUGACCCCUAUAAAUCUCUUCUCUAUAAAAUCAUUGGUCGUUGUGAACUAAACAAAAAGAGCACUGCGAUCAUAAAGAGCCAGGACGACUACCUUUGGUUACAGCUUAUGCUAGUCAGAGAAGUGACUGAUACCGAAAAUUAUGCUUAUCAACGCUACAGACUGCAAGACUUGCAAAACCAUACGCCUAUCAUGGCCGAAACUCAAAAGGAUGACGUCUGGGCUCAGUUCAAGCUGUUACUGUUGACGCUUCAAUUCGAAAAGGCAAUUGAUUUUAUCCAUACAGGAAACAAACUCUGGCUAGAAGCAACACAUUUUGCUACUGCGUUAGCUUACCAUGGUCUACUCAGAGUUCCUUCUGCAAGUCAAGCAAAGACUGAAAGAAAUAUGCUUAUCAUAGAUCAAAAUGGAUUGACCUUGUUUAAUUUCCCAAGGCUUAUUUACCAAUACGUCCAAAUCCAUCUCCCAACUCGACCGAUAGAAACACUUCAAUACCUUUACCUCUUGUCACUUUAUUCAACAAAACAGGGUUAUCACAAUGACGAGAUGAUCUCGCUUGCGAAAUCAUAUCUAUGUAAAGUAACUGUAAAGAGUCAAAAUCAUAAAGAAUUCAUAGAUAUCAUUUACGGACAAAGAGAGCCUUCUAUCCUUCAAAGUCAAAAGGUUCUUUUAGAUAUCAAUUCAGAUCAAGAGUACGCACAACAGAUACUGUAUCCUGUCGCUGACCUGUUACUUCAGUCUGGUCACUGUAGAGAGGCGAUUGACGUGUGCAAAUUAUCUAUUGACUACAACAAACUAUUUGAUGUGUUGGCAAAGGAAUUAGGCGAUGUACUUCAGCAAUCGAAGCUCUCAAGGCUAUCUGAUACAACAGCCAGUAAUAAAGACAUACUUCAGUUUGCAACACAAACGGUGCAAGAAUGUCAGCAACAACAGCAUCUGAAGGCACUACCAAACACAGAUAAGGUAUUCACUGUGCAUCUAUUGAUGCAACUUGUCCGCUUCCGCAUGCUUUACGAACAAGGCGAAUUCUUUCCUGCUAUCAGCAUUAUCCGAGAGACACAACUGAUUCCAUUUGAUGAACAAUUGGGACAUGUUCAACUGGCUGCUGAACAGUUUGAGCAUUUACAUGAAACCAUCAAGAAGAACAUACCUGAAAUAUUACUAAACGUUAUGGACAUUUUAUACAAGCUUUGGGAAACAUAUUCAUCUGCUUCGUUGAAUGUAGCUAUAUCUAAUAAUACUAUAGAAGAUGUUGAAAAACAAGCUCGUGCUGUUUUAACUUUUGUAGGUAUAAUUCAGUUUAAUAUACCAGCAGAAAUUCUCGUAAAAUUAAACAAAAUUGAUAUGCUUAUGGCACAGAGAAGAAGAUUAUAG
Messenger RNA from Rhizopus microsporus ATCC 52813, 2508 nucleotides. RefSeq names its product NIC-domain-containing protein. Gene Ontology annotation, cellular component: nuclear pore. NCBI's taxonomy places the organism in Eukaryota, Fungi, Mucoromycota, Mucoromycetes, Mucorales, Rhizopodaceae. Gene Ontology annotation, molecular function: structural constituent of nuclear pore. The record is from RefSeq and is a predicted model, not a curated record. The coding region runs from base 1 to 2508 and encodes 835 amino acids. The transcript is spliced from 14 exons. Gene Ontology annotation, biological process: poly(A)+ mRNA export from nucleus; protein import into nucleus.